Molecule: messenger RNA, 1026 nt
Organism: Prunus armeniaca (apricot)
Lineage: Eukaryota; Viridiplantae; Streptophyta; Magnoliopsida; Rosales; Rosaceae
Source: the annotation of a GenBank genome assembly
AUGGCAUCGUAUUCGUCGAGAGAUGAUAAGCCAGAAAUUUCUGAUCGGGAUGCUAAGGAGAAGAAAUCUGACAAGAAGAAGGAGGAGGGAGAGAAUGAUGAGGAUGAUGAGGGUGGAUUUAUCGAUAGGGUGAAGGAUUUCAUUCAUGACAUUGGGGAGAAGAUCGAGGGAGCAAUUGGGUUCGGGAAGCCAACAGCGGAUGUUACUGCGAUUCACAUCCCUAGCAUCAAUCUCGAGAAGGCGGAGAUUGUGGUGGAUGUGCUGAUCAAGAACCCAAAUCCAGUGCCCAUCCCUCUUAUCGACAUUAACUACUUGAUCGAAAGUGAUGGCAGGAAACUGGUCUCUGGCUUGAUCCCGGAUGCCGGAACAAUCCAUGCCCACGGAGAAGAGACUGUCAAAGUUCCAGUCCACUUGGUAUACGAUGACAUCAAGAACACCUACGAUGACAUCAAGCCUGGAAGCAUCAUUCCUUACAGGUUCAAGGUCGAUCUCAUUGUCGAUGUCCCUGUUCUCGGCAGACUCACUCUCCCCCUCGAGAAAACUGGAGAAAUCCCUAUCCCUUACAAACCCGAUGUCGAUGUUGAGAAGAUCAAGUUUCAAGCCUUCUCCUUCGAAGAAACCGUUGCAGUCCUCCAUGUGAAGCUGGAGAACAUGAAUGACUUCGACUUAGGCCUCAAUGCUCUUGACUACGAGAUUUGGCUCUCUGAAGUCAACAUUGGCGGUGCGCAGCUCUCCCAAUCUGCUAAUCUUGCUAAAAAGGGUGUCACUUUCAUUGAGCUUCCCAUCACCUUUAGGCCUAAGGAUUUUGGGUCUGCGCUCUGGGAUAUGAUUCGGGGAAAGGGUACCGGCUACACCAUCAAAGGUAAUAUCAAUGUGGACACGCCCUUUGGAGCCAUGAAGUUGCCCAUCGUCAAGGAGGGUGGCACUACACGCCUCAGGAAGAACAAGGAAGAUGGCGGCGAUGACGAUGACGAGGAUGAGUGUCACAAUGCUUUACCUUGCUACAUUGACUUCUUGCUCUUGUAA